ACCUGGUCUUAGGUUCUCCUGUCCGUGAUUUCUAGUCCACCCACUCCAGCAAUUUGCCACAAUUACUGAUUGAGGUCAUUUUGAUGGUGGAGGACCAAUCGGUGGGCCUGUUGCUCCCAGAGGCUCCAAGCCUUGGAACAUUAAGCCCUUACCAUGCAGGUCCUGUUGCCAGGGCAACACAGAAGUCUCCUCCUGUCUAGCCACUUGUCUUCCACAGAGACACCGAAAUUUUUCUUCCUCAUCUACCUGGGACUUCUGGGAAAAGCGGAAAUCCCAUGUGGCCUUAGCACAGCUGGCCUGGGAGACCCCCAGCGUUGCGCAGCGCAGCCGCGUGACUGAGGCGCGAUCUUCCACUCUCCUGCUCCAGGGCCUCUAGGCAGCCUCCAGAGUGAGCUCCGCAGCCCGAAGGCAGCAUUUUUCCGCCGGUGGUCGCAGCGUCCGCAGAGUCGGAGAAAGCUGCGUCAGAGACUGCAACAGUCAUCACACAUUCCUAUCUGAUCAAGCUCCCUCCAAGUCCUCUGCGAUGGCUCGGGCAAUGAUUCAGGACUGGUGCAGGUGGAUGGGUGUGAACGCAGAGCGCUCCCUGCUCAUCCUGGGUAUCCCUGACGACUGCGAGGAACAUGAGUUCCAGGAGGCAGUGCGGGCUGCCCUGUCACCCCUGGGCAGGUACCGAGUGCUCACCAAGGUCUUCAGAAGGGGGCUUGGGGCCAGGGCAGCCUUGGUGGAGUUCGCUGACAGUUUAAACCGAAGCUUGAUUCCCCGUCAAAUACCAGGCAAAGGGGGACCGUGGAACGUGAUCUCCCUGUCCCAGGCUCCUGAUGCUGAGUUUCAGGAUAUGGCCAGUUUCCCUGCACAGCCGCAGGGGCAAGCAGUGGCCAGAGGUGCAGGUGAGGCAGGAGGUGCAGGUGAGGCAGGAGAUGAAGAUGAGGCAGGAGGUGAAGAUGAGGCAGGACGAGAAGAUGAGGCAGGAGGUGAAGGUGAGGCAGGUGGUGAAGAUGAGGCAGGAAGCGCAGGUGAGGCAGGAGGCGCAGGUGAGGCAGGAGGCGCAGGUGAGGCAGGAAGUGAAGAUGAGGCAGGAAGUGAAGAUGAGGCAGGAAGUGAAGAUGAGGCAGGAGGUGAAGAUGAGGCAGGAGGUGCAGUUGAGGUAGGAGGUGCAGGUGAGGCAGGAGGCGCAGGUGAGGUAGAGACCUGGACCCAGUCAUGGAACAGGGCCCUGUGGCCUCUGCUGAAAACUGUGGGCCACCAGGAACUGAGACACUUUUCUGGGAUGGUGCAGCCAGGCUGCAUGGAAGACUCCUUUGAGAGCUGGCUGGAGCAUGUCAACGACAUGCUGCAGCUGUGGUGCGAUGCAUCAGAAAGCGAGAGGAGGAGGCGGGUGCUGAGCAGCUUGCGCGGUGCCGCCCUGGAGAUCGUGAACGGCCUCCUGGAGGAAGAGCCCAGCUUCUCCACGCUGGACUGCCUGGCGGCGCUGGGGCACGCAUUUAGGAAUCGGGACACAUGGGUGACUACACGGCUGAAGUUCCUGACCUGCACGCAGGGGCCCCAGGAGGAGCUGUUUGCCUUCGUGGUGCGCCUGGAAGGCCUGCUGCAGAAGGCCAUGGAGAAGGGGGCCUUUCACCCAGCCAUGGCCAACCACUUCAGACUGCGGCAGGUGCUGUCUCGGGCCCGCCCCAGCGAGGCUCUCCAGGAUACCCUGAAGCAGAUGCAGCUGGAUAGGAGGCCGCCUGGCUUCCUACGGCUGCUUCGGCUCAUCCGGGAGAUGGAGGUGUGGGUGGCCUCCCCAGCAAAGAGCCAGCAGGGUGCAGCCUGGCCAGAGGCCCCAGUGGAGAGUGAACACCCAGCUGCUGCCCAGAUGGCCCCUGCCCGAGGAGAUGUCGCCCAGGCCUCCCCAGCCCAGGGGGAUGCCAGCGACGCUGAUCCCAGCAGAGAAGAUGCUGCUGACGCCCCUUCUGCCAGCAAAGAGGCCGCCAGGGGCACCCCUGCCACUGGGGAAGAUGAAAAUGCCCCUGCCUGCCUCAAAGUCCUAGGUCAGGCAGGGCCCAUCGAUGUCCCUGGGGGCCUCCCAGACCAGAUGGGCAAUGCAGUUGAUAUGGCCCCAGGAGGUCCCAGCUGGGAGCCAGAGGGCGUUGUCCAGGUGGGAGGACAGGAGGCUGAGGAACCUCCCCAGGAGGGGCUCAAGCCCAUCUUGGAGGAGUCUGAAAACGAGGAUGAGGAUGGGGCUGGGGAGGCGGGCCAGCCUAAGUCCUCCCCGGGCAAAUAGGCUCCAAGGGCCCAAAGGCUCCUCUCCUCUCAGGCAGCAGCACGCUAGAGGCAGACGGAGGCCAGGCCAGGGCCAGUCCCUCACCCUAUAUCAGGAGUAGUGCCUCCCACCUCCCCCAAGGGGCCCUGGCCACCACCCCCAGCCCUUCCCCAUGACCCAGAUGACCACGUUUGAUUCCAAAUGGGGGGCUGGCCUGGAGGGAUCCCUGAGUGGCCAGCUGCGGCCUGGGCAGGGGCACCUGAAGAUGUCUGCCUCCAACCCUUGUCCUGGGUUGGGAGAGAUGCAGGAAAGAGGCCCUCUCAAGGCUGCCAGCUGCCUGGGUCUCCAAAGAGGAGUCCCCCCACUCACCAUCCCCAGGGCACUAUACCCCUGUUCUAGGAAUCCCACCCUUACUUGUGUCGGCCCUGUAGUGACCCACGCACCCGAGACGCUCACCCACUGCUAGCUGUUGUUCCCGUGCAAAGUUGUGUACUGUGUGCCCACCCGGGUGGCUGCCUCUGGGCCCGGGACACGUGCUGUGAGCUUCCUGCAAGCCCACGCUCUGCUCGCUGCUGUCUGUCCCUCGUCGUGAGCACCACCUCUGCUUUCCCGGCGUAGAUCUAGGCCAGGGGCUGCUUGUUCUGGUGGAGCUGUGUGUGUUCUUCUCUGAACAGCUUCUCCCUGGAGGCCCCCAGUGCAGUCCCGGGAGAUGGCGGAAAAGAGGAACCAGGACAUAGCGGAUGCUUACUCAGUGACUGUGAUGCUGACAGUGACUAUAGGAAGAACUGGACCCAGGACGGAGCGGGGCUGCCCUGCCUGAGGCUCCCCGGGGAGCUUUGUGCUUUGGUGUUCCACCCCUGUUGUUACUUGUGACUCAGUUUCCUCGACCCGGUGGGGUGUUCUUUGCUGUGUUUUCCAGUGUCCUGUGACUUUCCUGUGAAAGCCAUAAGGCAGGGCCCCACCCCAGCGGAUGGGCUCAGAAGGGGGCUUCCUGAAGCCAGUGGACACUGCCAGAGUCCACCAUCCUGGCAAGAGGCGGACCUGGGGCCCUCGGGAAGGAGGGAGGUGGCCGAGGGGGCUGCAGCGGGAGGGGAGGCAGAUGAGGUGCUUUGCCAGGAACCCCAGGAGGAGGGGCCCCAUGACCUGUGGCCUGCGGUGGCUGUUUGCAGUUUCUCUCUGUGUUGUGGUUCCCUUCUCUUCAAUGGUUUCGAUGUGUGUUUCUCUUCAAUAAAUUUCAUUCCGUGUUCCA
Messenger RNA from Callithrix jacchus (white-tufted-ear marmoset), 3488 nucleotides. RefSeq names its product PNMA family member 6F (gene PNMA6F). The record is from RefSeq and is a predicted model, not a curated record. NCBI's taxonomy places the organism in Eukaryota, Metazoa, Chordata, Mammalia, Primates, Cebidae.